Messenger RNA from Vespa velutina, 8308 nucleotides. RefSeq lists its product as uncharacterized. Lineage: Eukaryota; Metazoa; Arthropoda; Insecta; Hymenoptera; Vespidae. The record is from RefSeq and is a predicted model, not a curated record. The transcript has a single exon. The coding region runs from base 2437 to 3489 and encodes 350 amino acids.
UUCAUCUCUUUAUCGCGAUAUUCAAGGGCCAGUUUAAGCCACGUAGGGUAUUUCAACGCGAACUUUGUCGCGGUCUUGUAUUUCGAGUAUCAACGGUCUGUUAUAGAUAGAGGAACUCGCGUGGAAUGUACCGUGUUCGAUUUGUGGACAGCUGCCGCGACCGUUGGGACGCGUGCCCCAAUCGCAACAGCUGCUCCAAUACGAAUGCAUUUCGGUCACAAACAAGCUCUUUAUCGUUCCCUCUUUCUCUCCCUUCCGCGUAUACUAAGAGAGAGAGAGAGAAAGUCGUUGAAGCGUCAGCGUUAACGGCCGAAAAGUCAGGGAACGAACGGAAAGCGUCGGUAUUUUUUUUCCAUUAUUUCGCUCGAUCUCGAUAGCAAGUGAGAAGAAGGAAAGUAUCUUCUCCAUUUCCUUUUUCAAGUGGUAUCUAGUCGGAAACUCGCCUUUUUUUUUUGCAAACUUUCCCGACAUGGCACAUCGUUUAAACUGGUCGAGUGAAAGCGAUGGGAAAAACGAUCGAAAUUGAGAUCAAUUGCGAACGAAGAAGAACUAGCGUAUAAGCGAAAGAUAUUUCGUUUUCGAUCGACGACGACGACGUUUCUUUUUAAAUCAUACGCCGCUAGUGGAGUCGAUCGAUCGUUCUUGCUUUGGUCUCUAGCGCUCUAAGGCGGUGCUAUUUAUCUCGGUUUUACGUAAGAACGAGUUUCGAUGGGACGACGCCUUUAACGAGAUCGUUGUCGCCGAUCGCGAUAAUCGCGAUUCCGCGAUCGAUCAGAAUUCGUUUUUUUGAUGGAAAGUGCAAGCCGUUCUCCUUCGGCUCCGCUCGGUCGAGUUUUCUUUCAUGCCGCGUUAUCGAGAAAGUUUCUUUCUCCUUUUUCCUUUUACUCCUCUCGUUCCAUCGCAGAAUCCAGAUAUAAUAACAACAAAGUUGCAUGGAACUCUUGCGGUCUGUCGAUUUAGGCCAACUUUCUCGGCUAACGUUAAUUACGGGCAAACGAUGGUUAAUCGCUAUCGAUUAUCCAUCUGUUGACUAUGUCAAAAUCAUUAUUAGAAUAACGAUUGUCACGGUAAAAAAGAAAAAUGUAAAUUUUCAAGAUAAUAUGCAAGAAGAGACUAAUGGCGCCAAACAUAGUCGUCCCACGCGUGUCUCUGCACACACACAACCGUGCCAUUUCGUCGAACGAAUGAUAGACCUUUCCGAAUGAUUGACCGAGCGGGGAAUCCGCGGAGAAUACGAUGGUCAUCUAUAGUUUGCGUAUUAUUUCUAUAAACGAUGUACGAGCGAAAAGGUCGAGAGUUAAGGUUUACACGUUUAAACGAGCAACAAUAAAGGUUAGCACGAGCUAGUACGAGCUAUCCUCUCCCCGAGGACCAUGGGGAUAUAUUUCCUCUCUGAAAGUUAUCUUCGAUUCUAACGUAAUAUCCACACUAAAGUCGUGCGAAUUUGCGUAACACCUAACGACCGACUAGAUUUUUCUUUCUUUCAGAAGAUUAUCGAUGAUAUAAAGUAAUUGAAAAGGAAAAGAAAUCGUCGAUGAUUCGCAAUAUUUUGAUAUUUCUUCUAUUUUUUAUCGUGAAACUGCACGAAAGUAACGAUCUGUGUGAAGCGAGCUUAACGUAACACUGGAGGAUACGAGUAUAUCUAUCCGUCGGUCUCUGUUGUCCCUUUCACUGCAAGUCGCUCGCGUGGGAGGUACGUAGAGAAGUUUGUAGCAAUUUCAACCGAGACUAGUACUUUACUCGUAUCUCUCAGUUACCAUUCAAACGUCUACCGUGAAAGAUCUCUUUUACGUUACGAUCGGCAAAUUAUCUUGAUAAAUUUUCUCGGCUCGAAUGACCGAUCGUGUCAUAUGCGUGAAACGCUUAAAAGAUAUUUAACGAACUCGCGAGAGAGGGGGAAGGGAGAGAGAGAGAGAGAGAGAGAGAGAGAGAGAGAGAGAGAGAGAGACAGAGUUGAUCGCGCUUGCACCGCGCGCGACGUAACAACGAUAAUAAAAUAUUUUACGGAAUAUCCGUUCUCGAAGGAGAACGACUGUGAAACGGAAGCGACGUCUGAACAAAAAAGACUCGGAGAAUAAUCGCGUCGCUUCACAAUCGGUCGCACUUGCAUAACGUUAAUUAAGGGAAAAGAAUGGAGGCAAGGAGGAUUAAGAAAUUGUUACGCCUCUGUGAGAUCCUCGUCUGAUUGGCUGUCUAAGCGAAUAGAAUAUCUUUCUACGUUCCUAGAGAUUGCAAAUUCGCGAUAGAAAGCGAAGAGAGUAUAUUUCUUUUAUCCGCGAUCGAAUUUAAAAGCGCAUCCUUCUGCGUUCAGAAUGAGCCCGAUCGAGCAGGCAAAGACCCUCGGCUCGCUCGAGCUUCGCGUGUGACGCGCGUCAUGUGCGGAGUGCAUAAUCGACUCAACCAAGACGCAUCUGACGCAUUCAAAGGCGAAAAACAAUGGAAAACGUUUACGUGAUAAAAGUGAAGACGAAGCCGGCUCUCUCGUCGUUGUACCCGUCGGAACGACGUUAUUCGGCUUCAACCGUCGGUGGCCUUGCCCUGGUACAUUUUGGCUUAGGCGCCCUUUCCCUACUUCUAGGCACCCUGGCGCUCUCCGUUCAGGGAGCGAUAUUAUCGAUAGCCUGUUUGGUACCGUUCGUCGCGGGACUCUUAGCCUGGAGAAGGUGGUACAUCGAUCGAAAUAUAACCAUUUUCUUUUCUGCAAAUCUCUUCUCGUUGCUGGCGGCCGUCCUUUGCCUCGUCGUGACCAUCCUCGAUAUCGCUGCUGUUGCGGAGACCAAUAAUGGAUCUCUCUGGCCUAUGGAAAAGAUUCUUCGUAGUUCGAGCGAUCCUUUCGUUAUCGAUAAUAAUAACAACGUCACCGCUCUCGUCGAGGAGACCACGAUGAAAGUAGAGAAAUACGUUAACGAAAGCGACAGGGGACUCGCCUACGACGAUCUCAAGGGAGAAAGUUCUAUAUUGUACGAAAGAACCAUGCCUGUCUCGGGUAACGAGCUGGAAAAGGAAUCGGAAAAUAAGAGCAAAGAAGUACCCCUUGACAGAGACAAGGUUUUAUCCUUUUGGCGAAAGGAUCGGAUCGGCGAAUCCUCGCAAACGGAAACGCUACUUAAGGUGAACGUACUCGUUGCUUCUCUUUUGGAAGUAUUUUGGUCCCUUCUCAGUGCGAAGAUAGCUCUACGUGGUAUGAUGAAUCGAUUUCCGGACAUGGAUUACGGUAACAACAACGUCGUUAACGACAACGAUUCGAAGAGGGUCGCUUCUGCGGGACACAAGAGAAAGCAUCCACCACCACCGAGACCGGAUAUAUUGGAUCACGAUCAUGGAUUAUCCGAUAGCGCGUUAAAUAUCAAUUCUAUGAGCUCCGUUCAAAGCGCUGCACCGAAUCCUGCACUUCCCUUACCCGAAUCUAGCAGAGAGUUUCGUGAAAGGGUCGAAAGAUUCUUAGCGAAUCAAGCAGCUCUCAGAAUCGUCGAGGGAUCCUGUACGUAAUUAAUACGAAGAGGAAGAUGCAAAAGAGACUUGAUUCGUUCACCGCGAUCUCAAAGUAUUACGAUUAUUCUCCUUAAGAUAUAAGUAGAUAGGUUGUUAUAACAGGGUAUACACCAUAUAUACGAUACAUAUACAAUAUAUGUAUAUAUCGUUAUCGUAAGGAUAAAUCGGUUAAUUACUUGUCCCCGAAGUAGACGACUAAAAAUAUUCUCUAAGCUAGUUAUACUUACGUAAUCGGUGUCUGGUAACGGAACGAAGUAAAGCCGCCGCCGCCGGCACGUCUCGGCAGACUCGUGUACGGUUAAACGACGGUAAUUAUUUGUAACGAGCGUACGCUCUAAAAGAACGAGCUUCUAACGUCUUCUCGUACCAAUGCCGAACAACUCCUCGGGAUUACUUUAUCAGCGGGCUGCGAUCUCGUUAAUUAAGCGUUCCGCGCUUCGCUUUAAUGAAACUUUUAAGCGUGCAAUCUCGCGUCUACGAUGCUUAUAUUAAUAAUUAUUGUAACCGUGUGAUGCCGCGCCACUGCCUGCGCGAUAUAUUGUAUUUAUCAAGGCCUCGGUUUUAACCGUGAUAUUGGUCUGCUCUGAUUCCUGAUAAUCGAGGAAUCUCCUUUGUAAAUCAUUCUCGAUGUUUUUUAAAUUUGAAUUGGGAAUCGUCUAUGCGUACAAAUUACAAUUGUCUACAACAGUUACGUUCACAAAGCGAUCUUUUAGCGUUUUUACCAGCGAGUCUGCAAUCGCGAUCGUACGAUCGAUUUUGAACGGUAACGUGCCAGCUUGCCUCCUUCUUGCCGUAAUCCAAUGCAUUGCGACAGUUCGACUCUCGCGAGGCCCCGUUGCGAAAUCUUAUAAUCUGAUAUUGGCCAAUGCUAGAGGCGCUAGAGUUCAAAGUAAAGAAAAAGACAAUUGCGAAUAAUGGCAGCUCUAACUUGGAUCCCGGCAUUCCUCUUUCGAUAUACUUUUCCUACGUGCUUUCAUCGAACUUCCAUUCUACGCGAUUUUCUCUCUCUCUCUCUCUCUCUCUCUCUCUCUCUCUCUCUUUCCUCCUUUUUCUUACAAAACAAAGCUUUAUUCUCUGUAAUCGUUAAUUACAUUGUUUCACGGCGCAUUGGGUUUUCUGUUAUCUACGUUCUUCCUUUCUCUUUCUUAAGGUACACUUCAUCGAGUAAACAACGUUAAACUAUUUCUUCAACUAUCCAACCUUUUUCAUUGUCUAUCUACCUGCGCAUCUAGUUCUCUCCGUCUCAUCUAUUCCUUGCGAUAUAAAAUUAUGCCAUUUAUGAGUUUAACUUCUUGACGAUCGACAACGGGAAAUAGAUGAUCGAUAAUAUUUCUACCUAUUCCUAAACGCGAUCGUUAUCCUUGGUCCACCUGAAUUGUGUACAGUACGUAUGUGUUUAUUACGUAGGUACUUGCUUACGCGCCGAAAGAUGUAUAUAUCUUUAAAAGCUUGGUAAGUCGAACGAAAUCGAAUGAAAGUAACGAUUGUUGAGCGACGUAGCGCGUCAACGUCGAGUUUUUAAAGCGCGAGAGAACUUUUUUUAAACGAGUGCGCACACGUUCAUUGAAACAAAAUAUUUGACUACUAAUCAUAAGUAACGGUAAGAGUCGUUCGAUAACGACUUCAUCGAGAACAAUUAAUAAGCGCUCGAAUUAAUUAAGGCUAAAACAUCUAACGAGAUAAUGGCAAGAGUAAAGCACACUUUUGUACAUGGACGUUUCCUUUAGCGAUAUAUCGGAUGAACGACGACGAGGAUCGUCGAAGGGUCCAAUGAGCGACGCACAAACGCGCACUCACACAGACGGAGACCACAUACCAAUAACCCAUUCGCGACAAUUACCUAAUUAAAGUCACAGUUGCGUCUACGUGUGGCAUUCGUUAGUACAUCGGACAAGCCUCUUUCGUUCGUUGGUUUUUAUUACAAUGUUCGUUUAGAAAAUAAAGGUGUAACUUUCCUUCUUACGAUAUACUUAAAUAAUAGUAACGAUUACUACGAGCAACCAUGAGCGACAUCGUUGAGUUCACUAUUAAUUAUCCUACAUCUCUCUACGUUAUUUACUAUUUCCUCUAACUAGACUGAUCUCGUCUUCCAUCGAAAAUGAAUACAUUAAAUAGCGCGCACCUUGGCAUUAAAGAAUAAUUUUAUAUAUGGCAACGUCGUUUCAGUCUCCAUCGUCGAAGAUCGAGGAUACGAACGAAAAAGAUCGACGAAAGUUUGCUCGCGUUCGAUCUUCUCAACUGAUCCAAAUCGUUCUUAAAUACGCGAUUCCUCUACCUCCAUCCUCUGAUUCUCUCCUUUCGAAAAAAAAAAAAGAAAAGAAAAAAGAAAGGGAAACCGAUUACACGUUAACCGGUCGAACGUUAUCGUCCGAUUGUUGUUGCUCGGCACUUUGCCAGCCAGAAUCCAAGGUCGUGGAAUCGCUCAAACAACACUGAGGUGCCUCCUCUUCCUGACCGCUGUGAUAGUCCCUGUAAUCCCUGUCCCUUGGACGAUCAGUCUCCUCCUCUCUGAAGUAACUCGACGUGGCAGCCUCUUCCUCAAGCUCUUCGUCUUCUUUCGGCGCAUAAUACGAAUAACGAGCUUGUUGAAUGACCUCGUAUUGAGCAUCGGGUGCCAAAAAGGGGCCCCUAACGUUUCUAGGCUCGUCGCUAUUGGCAUAACUAUCGGACGGUAUGUCGCCACCGUCCGAGGGCAACGGAAGAGGAAGUCUCGAUCGUUUCGACAACUGUCGUUUGCCCAAACGAGCUGCCAAAUAAUCCACCCCUUCCGAAUGUUCGGUCCCUGAAACCAAUCGAUCGCCGAAAAUCAUUGUCUGUCGAUCAUCUUAUUGGAUGCAAUUUACAUGAAGAAAACAAAGAAAAAAGAAAAAAAAAAAAAAAAAAAAAAAAAAAAAAAAAAACGAAUAUCUGCCCAAAAGAAAUUUUACCUUCUUUCUCAACAGCCAGAUCAUAGAAGCUACUCUCCGGGCCGCAACAAGAGGAAACAUCGCCAAAAUACAAUUCGCUUUCGGAUUGUUUCGCAGCGGGAUUGGGUUCCUGUUGAAAAGCUCCAUUCUCGACGCCUUCAGGGGUUUCCUAGCUCUCCUACCCUUCAUAGUCCCGUCGUUUCCGCCCUCGGGAUCGGUACUAUUCGAUAUCUCUUCGGCGUUCUCGUAAUUGUCCGAGGGACGUUUCGUCGAUCUCGAUCUGUGAUCUGCAAGGGAACGAUAUUACGAUUAAGAAUUAUCGUCCCGGAUAAGAUUGAGAAGCUUUCGUUGGUGUCUAACCUUCGUUGUUGUCAAAAUUAUCGUUCUCUGCUCAUUCUCGGCCUCGCAUCCCGUGACUUGCGGCCUACGAGCUGGACUGUGUUUGGAUCGCUGUAAGCGGCGGCGGGCCCCCAGAGAGGAACCGGUGUCUCCAAAACGCUAUAAGACGCUGUACUCGUCGUAUAGGGUCCAUUGGGUGUAUUAAGAACGGAAUAAGGGCCGCUCGACUGUGAAUUUAGGCGCUAUAAGGGCCAGCCGCGUUGUCGGCGUUAGUCUCGGCCCUGUCUCGUUUGCGUGUGGAAGCGUAAUUCGAGUCGGACUACGGCGCUGGUCCUCUCGAUCUAGACACCACGGUAAUCGCCACCGUCUGAAAUAACGACAAUGCAUUCAGUUCUGAGUUGUCUCGUGGACGUUAGAUGGGACGCGAGACAUGAGAUGAGAAUGGCAAAAAGCUGGACGCGCGUCACGGUGGGUCCGUGCAAAAAUCACCGACGACUCGUAGAUCGUAUCACGCGGCGUCUCUAACGUUGUACGUUUUUAUUAUCGCGAGGCCUCCCCGUAGCCAAACGCGUUUAUCGUCGCUCGUAAUUUAUUUCCGUAGAACGAAGAAAUACCAAACGGAAUGCCGACUUUAAUCGAUUCCAUACAUUAGCGGUUUACCCGAAGCUCUCGACGGGACCGACGUCUCGUUUAGGAGUUUAUCUCACUCUCCUUUCACGAUAUUCGUGGAAUUUGCCAACCGGAGAGAAGCCCGAACCGGUGGUUAUAGGUACGAAAAAGUAGUCGGUUGCGUCCGUAGAAAAUCAAAAGUAGAAAGUCCCUACUGCGCGAAUCUGUUUAGGGACGUUACCUCGAAGGCGCCAAGUCCGGAUUCGGCGUGUAGAGAUUUCCUGGCGUUUGGGCCCACCACGGACUGGCCCCGCCGCAAUCGUUGCAACAUCCGCAGGAAGCGGUCGGUGGGCCGACCGGCCCGCCUUGACCGUACAACGAUCUGCAUCUGAGCUCCAGCUGUUCCCAAUACAUCUUUUUCUUUUCAUGACUCAGUAACUGAUAAACCAACAUGCAGGAGAAUAUGCAGGCAAGUAUCCCAGCUACCGAGACACCGAAAAGGGCUCUUAGGCAAGCGUAAAGGGCACCGUGAACGGCCUCGCAAUGCGGAGUACCCUCGAACAGUACACCGGGAUCUUCCUUCGAUUGCGGUGCACCGUAACACGUGCACGAUCUAAGAACAAUUUUAUCUCACGUAUGAACGUGUUCGAACGUUCGAUUCGUACAAUGAUUCUACGAUACGUCGUAUCGUAAUGGCUCUUUCCUUAUUACCUGGCUCUUUCCGUAUAAACGCAUUCUCGAAGACCUUGCAAUCGGGACAUGUGAAUCACCGUCGUAGUGACCGUCACGAGAACGCAGACCAGGGCGCACACAACGCCAACCGAGCCGCAGACUUUCAUCUGCAAUAAUUAAACGCAAAGACAUCCCCAAUGUCUUCCUUCCUUAUCGCUUCUUUAUCUGCAUUAGAUUUCCUACAUUGACUUUUUAUACUUCCAAAAGACCGUGCUGUGCUUUCGCCUUGC